UCGGGCCCGGUCCGAUCAGCUCUAAUGUCUUCUUUUACUCUCUUCCAUUUCUCCUAUUACCUGCAUUCCUCGUUGCCAAGCGUUUACCCGAAAACCAGUUCUCUCUCUUCUCUCUUUGGUCUCUAGCCCCGGAGUUUCACCAACUUUACUUUCAAUCAAGGAUGGCAGAGCAAGAGCCUUCAUUUUUCCCCAGGGAGAAGCUUCUUGAGAGGCAGAAGUUUUUCCAAAGCAUCCACAAGCAUACAUAUCUAAAGGGACCUCUCGACAAGGUCACCUCGGUUGCCAUUCCUGCCGCUCUAGCUGCAACAUCACUCUUCCUGAUUGGUAGAGGGAUCUAUAACAUGUCUCAUGGAAUUGGGAAGAAAGAAUGACGGAACAAGAUUGCUUAUUAGCAGUUAAUACUUAAUAUGAUUGGAUAUGACUUGACAAUAAUGUUGAAGUAUGCUUUGAACUUGUAAUUUUGUUUCUAUUUCAAAGUUCAGUGGCUUCCCUUUUUGAUGGUAACAUGUAACACCAGUUUUAUUACUGUUGGAUUUUCUUUGAUCCGCUCCCUUGGUUUUGAAAGACAAUGCUUUUGCUCUA
Spinacia oleracea (spinach) is the source of this 582-nucleotide messenger RNA. RefSeq lists its product as uncharacterized. The record is from RefSeq and is a predicted model, not a curated record. The transcript has 3 exons. Lineage: Eukaryota; Viridiplantae; Streptophyta; Magnoliopsida; Caryophyllales; Amaranthaceae. The coding region runs from base 162 to 371 and encodes 69 amino acids.